Quercus robur (English oak) is the source of this 2244-nucleotide messenger RNA. RefSeq lists its product as uncharacterized. Gene Ontology annotation, molecular function: catalytic activity. The transcript is spliced from 12 exons. The record is from RefSeq and is a predicted model, not a curated record. Bases 188 to 2035 code for a protein of 615 amino acids. Lineage: Eukaryota; Viridiplantae; Streptophyta; Magnoliopsida; Fagales; Fagaceae.
UCUCAUCUGAAGGCAGAAGAAAGCAGAAUAGAGAAACGCAGAAAGCAAAGGGAGCCCUACAGCUACUGCAUCUGCUGCCACUAACCCACUGUUGAGUUGUAAUUGUGCUGCUAGUCUAGACAAGUGUCCUCCUCCAAUACCCGAUUGCUUGACACGUAAGCGUAGCUCCAUCAUCAUCAUCAUCAUCAUGAAGCGGUUGUUAAUUGUAAUUGCACUUUGUUGCUAUGCAAUUACUCCAGUUAUUCCAUGUCCAUCUCUAUCUCUACUUCUACCUCCUUCUCAGCCCCACAACGACUCCACUACUUAUCCCCCUCCCGUUACAUUAGUCCCCAAUACGGUGGACAGUAAGAAGAAUGGUGAGUGUCCGGAAAAGAUUAAUGAAGUUGCAUCCCUUAGAUGUGCAUUUGAGUUAUUUGAUGCCAACUUCUUCAACGAUAAAAAGAUUCUGGAGAUUGUCAAGGGAGUGAAAGAGCUCAAUAUCCCUAUUAUCAGAGCUAAUCGGAAAUUAGUUGCUUCUGUUAAUGGAGGGCUGCAUAAUCCAUCUGCUUUGGUGUUCAAUCCUGAGUGGAGCAGGGAGCAACCCCAAAGCAUAGGCAAAAGAUUUCAUUACCCUUCUCUCAUUGGCACUAAGAGACCAAAAAAUGAAGAAGAUAUUGCUUUCAUGAGUGUUCUUGAAUUAGGGGAACUGAUUAAGACAAAACAAAUUACUUCAGAGGAGCUUACUCGCAUUUUCUUGCAGAGGUUGAAAAGGUACAAUCAUUUUCUUGAAGCUGUGGUCUCUUAUACUGAAGAACUAGCAUACAAGCAAGCGAAACAUGCUGACGAGUUGCUUGCCCGAGGGGUGUAUUUGGGUCCUCUCCAUGGAAUCCCUUAUGGGUUGAAGGAUAUAAUUUCAGUUCCCCAUUACAAAACAACUUGGGGUUCAAAAACUUUUAAAGAUCAAGUUAUUGACAUUGAAGCUUGGGUAUACAAGAGGUUGAAGGCUGCAGGGGCGGUUCUUGUUGCAAAGCUUGUUGCUGGAUCUCUGGCAUAUGAUGACAUCUGGUAUGGCGGUAGGACAAGGAACCCAUGGAACAUUGAGGAAUUUACAACGGGUUCAUCAGCUGGGCCUGCUGCAUGCACAUCAGCUGGUAUGGUUCCAUUUGCAAUUGGUUCUGAAACGGCUGGCUCAAUCACAUAUCCGGCUGCUCGUUGUGGUGUGACGGCAUUAAGGCCAACAUUUGGUACUGUCGGUAGAACUGGUGUAAUGAGCAUAUCUGAAAGCUUGGAUAAGCUUGGCCCGUUCUGUAGAAGCGCCACAGAUUGCACUGUUAUUCUAGAUACUAUUCGAGGAAGGGAUCCAGGUGAUCUCUCAUCAAGAGACAGUCCCCUUGAUGAUCCAUUCUUGGUUGACAUCACCAAACUUACUGUUGGAUAUCUUGAUGAUGCCGAGAUGGAGGUUGUUCGAGUUCUUGCAUCAAAGGGUGUUAAUGUGAUCCCAUUCAAACUGAAUUACACAGUUGACUCUGUUCAAGGUAUCCUGAAUUUUACGAUGGAUGUUGAUAUGUUGUCUCACUUUGAUAAGUGGCAACGCUUAGGGCAGGAUGAUGAUUAUGAAGCUCAAGAUCAAUGGCCCAUUGAACUACGUCGUGCACGCAUGAUUCCAGCAGUAGACUAUGUUCAGGCACAAAGAGCACGGGGAAAGUUAAUCCAGGAAGUAAGAGAAAUUUUUACCGUUGAUGCGUUCAUUGGCAAUGCAACUGACUGGGAGAAAGUUUGCAUGGGAAAUCUCGUGGGUCUGCCUGUAAUUGUAGUCCCAACAGGAUUUAAAAAUAUAUCAAAUCCACCUUCUAGUGGCAGCCGACGGAGAACCACCAUCACCACUGGCAUAUAUGCACCCCCUCAUCACGAUCACAUUGCUUUAGCACUGGCAAUGGCUUACCAAUCAGUUACUGAUCACCACAAACAACGCCCACCUAUUAAUAAUAUUGGGCCAAACGACUCAAUUCCAAAUCCACCUACAGCUACCUCCCCUCCCAGACUAUUGCAUUUCUGAUGCCACUCCAAUGUUACUUUUGAUGUUGUUGUUGUGACUUGUGACCACAGUUUCACCGUUGAUGAUAUGGUAGAUCAAGUUUUUUUUCGUUUUUUUUUUAAUGGGAAAUAUCAAGUUUAUUUUAGGACGGAACAUUGACAUUUUUCUGACCAUAUAUCAAGGGCACUGAAUCGUUCAAUGAAAGAGAGGAAGAUGCCCAGAAUUUCCAA